Messenger RNA from Sitophilus oryzae (rice weevil), 3551 nucleotides. RefSeq lists its product as uncharacterized. Gene Ontology annotation, biological process: cobalamin transport. Lineage: Eukaryota; Metazoa; Arthropoda; Insecta; Coleoptera; Curculionidae. Bases 248 to 1645 code for a protein of 465 amino acids. The transcript is spliced from 11 exons. Gene Ontology annotation, molecular function: cobalamin binding. The record is from RefSeq and is a predicted model, not a curated record.
CUUGUUUUCCGGCGCCCAUUCCAGUCGAUAGAUAUCAGUCGGCCCUGAGUCAGCUCUGGCUAACUGGCUGGCCCAAAACGUCGUCUAUUUCUCGAUCCAUAGAAAUCGGGAACAGAUUUCAACUAAAUUCUACCGAUCGGUGAAUCCGGGUGACUGAAGAAGGGCCAAGACAAAAGAAUCGAGACAUCUACAACAGCAAAUUAAUUUUAGACCUUGAAUGAGAAUCGUUUAAGGGAGAAGAAGGAAUAUGGGUCAUCUUGCUCUUGUUCUGGGAUUUUCGCUGAUUGCUUUUGGAUCUUCUCAGGACUUAGAUUUGCAAACGUCGAUUACUCAUGAUUAUAAAGAAACAACAGAACCAGUAAGAGUAACAAGUCCUGCAACAGAGCCCCCUACAGAGAAGCCAACGGAGAAAUCUAUAGAAAGUAGUAUUAGAAAUGCAUUAAAGUUUCUCAUUUCGCAAAGGGAAAGCGACUGGAGUUGGCGAAACGACACUUCCAAAGUGCUGACGGCGCUCAAACUUCUCAACGUAUACGAAGAUGUCCUGGACGACCUUUUACCAAGUGCCUACGAGAUGCAACUCUCCAGCAAACAAAUGGAGAUUGAAAUCGUGAUUAUGCUGUGGAGACAUCACGAAGUACCAAUACCACCGUCACAACUUGCUGAGUACUGCUUAGCUUUGAACGCUCUAUGUUAUGAUCCCAGGCAAUUUCACGGUCAUGAUUUGAUCGGUACACUUCAACAUCAUGAAUCUACCAACGACUUAGAUUUUGCCUACGUCACUUUGGCGGCCUGUACCGCAAGAGCUCACGUUCGAAAGAAGCAAAUCAGACGUCUACUUGACAUCGCCAAUACGGCCAAGGACCACAAUAUCGAUACAGUCGCCAUGACCAUUUUGGCCUUAAGGUGUAUAGUGAUGGACCACAGACAUAGGAACCUUCAGCACUCGUUGCGUAGACCUAGCAUUAGCUUGGCACGUCAGCAACAAUCGGACGGAGGUUUUGGCAACUUGUACAACACAGCCUUGGUAAUGCAGGCAUUGGAUGACAUGACCGAAUUGAAAAGCCAUUGGAACAAGACAGCGGCAAAGGCUUAUUUAGAAUCAAGGCAAGACCCUGACGGAGCCUACACAGAUGCGGGCUUGACCUCUGACGUUUUGCUGGCCUUGAUUGACAAAGGAUUAGGUGUUAUUAGACUUAUGGACUGUGGACGACACGAUAGUGAUUACGAUAAUAAUGUAGAUAUCGAAGGCCUGACCAAAUCACUAUCACCCCAUGGUAAUGAUAGUGAAAUUCGCAAUGUCACUGUCACAUAUUCACUAUGGAUUGGUUCGAAUAUUACAGAAAACUGUACAAUAUCCAUUACAGCUCCAAGAAACACAUCGUUUUAUUCAAUAAUGCAGAUGGCUAUGGAUCUGGAUCCACACUUUACAUUUGAAGCCUCAGAAUGGCCAAAUGGGCACUACGUUCACACCUUGGCUGGAUACAAGGAAGAACCAAUGGGAUACAAUUACUGGUUACUCUACAGAUUACCUGAACUGCCAGAUCCAACAGCGCCACCGGCAAAUCAGCUUGUAGCACCAGUUGGUGUUGACGAUUUACUCAUUGAAGAGGGAGACCACUACCUCUUCUGGUACAAGAAACUCUAAGUUUCCUCUGUUGUAGAAUACAAAAAAAAGCGAAAACAAAACAGCUGGCUUGAAAUAAACCAACUAUAAGUAGUGAAACAAGAUAAUAAUAUUGGAAUGGGUGAUGUUUAUUUAUUAUAUUAGUAGAAUAGAAACAUAAAAAUCUAAACUCGUAUUUUUGAAUCUAAGAGUGAGCUAUAUACAAUAUACAUUCCAGACAUUUUUAUUUAAAUCAAACUUAAAAUUGUAUAUUUUAUGUUAUUUUAUAUUGUUAAAUUAAGACCAUUGAUGUAUUAUUAUUUAUCUGCUUAGCAGUAUUAAUAACAAUUUACUAUACAAUUUAGGCUAUUUAAGGCUUAUAUAUAAAAAUAAAAACUGACAUUAGUGUUAGGAUAUAGCUUAAAUAAAGGGUGAAUGCAAAAAUUUACUUCACAUGCUUUAUUUUAAAAAUACGAAAGCGUAGAGCUGCCAUCGCAACAAUGAAAUAUAAUUUUAGCAAAAUUUGCACUUUUUCUGUAAAUUUACACUUUUUCUGUAAAUUAACAUAUUUUCUGUAAAUUUACAGAUUUUCUGUAAAUUUACACUUUUUCUGUAGAUGGGUGUUAGAUCCAGGUUCAGUAUAGACGAUGAGGAAUAAUUCUUCAAGUAUUUUUGAAGAGAGUGUGGCUUCAGAACAAAAUAUAUAUUUGAAUGUAUAUUCAAAUGUAUAUAUGAAAAGACUAUAUGAAAAGAUUAAGCAAUAUCCGAGUAUUAGGAUAUUGCUUAAUCUUUUCAUAUAGUCCGCAUGUCUUCAAUUCUUCAAUUAAUUGCCGCAGUGGUGGUUCCCUAAUUCUUUCUUUACUAGUGAAGUCUUUUUUUGAAUAAACUGGCGUAGAACGGAAUUCGAUGGGAACUACUCGUAGAAUAAUGCACCACUGUUGCCACUAACGCAGAAAUUGACAGAAAAAGUGUAAAUUUACAGAAAAAAUGUAAAUUUACAGAAAAAGUGCAAAUUUACAGAAAAAGUGUAAAUUUACAGAAAAAGUGUAAAUUUACAGAAAAAGUGUAAAUUUACAGAAAAUCUGUAAAUUUACAGAAAAUUUGUAAAUUUACAGAAAAAGUGUAAAUUUUGCUAAAAAUAUUUUUCAAUGUUGCGAUGGCUCUACGCUUUCGUAUAAAAAUAAUGCGAACAAAAAAUAAAAUAAAGACCCUGUAAUUUUUAUAACUGUCGUAGCUGUUUGUAACAAACACCAUAUAAAAAAGCUACCUAUAUAGUAUAUUUUAAAGAAUACUUGCGGUAUUUUAUCGAAUAUAUUCUAAAUAAAAUUUCUGAAUGUGCCACAUUUAUCUAACUAUCUAUACCUACAUAUAUUGAGUUAGAAAAAAUAAUACAUUUAUAAAUAUACAUAAAUUUGAUCGGAUAACUUAUAAUAAACUUCAAUAAUUAUAGACAGCAAAGAGAUUUUCUACUUAAUAAUAUAGAUUCUUCUCUUCUCUAGCUACUGUGAUACUACUUCUAUAUUUUUUAUUUGUUUAUUUAUUUUUAUAUUAAUUUUUUUUACACGAUAUGUAUUUUUGUUUUAGAAUUUUAUAUCUUUGUUAGAUAAUUUUUGAAGUUUAUAAUUACUAAUAAGCAACAAUAAUAAUUGUGUAAGAGACCUAAAAUUCUUUUUCAUAGCUAGGCUUAAAGUAUUUGGUAAAGAGAAUUUUGGGUUUACUAAAAUAUAUUUUGAAAAAUUAUUUUGACAAUACUAUGCCUUUUCCUCAUCCUUUUUGGUGUAACACCUCCAAAAGUAGAUAUUAGAUUAAGAAAUCGAUCGUUAAAACAAAGGCAUAUUUGUUAUAAAGCUAGGAAUUAUUUUUUGUAAGAUAAGUCUAUUCGUAUACUCGGCUUCUAAUCUGGUAAUUGUGUAAAAGCAAUUGUAAUUUAAAUAAAAUUUUAAGUUAU